Paramuricea clavata is the source of this 1712-nucleotide messenger RNA. The record is from the annotation of a GenBank genome assembly. NCBI's taxonomy places the organism in Eukaryota, Metazoa, Cnidaria, Anthozoa, Malacalcyonacea, Plexauridae.
AUGUUUUUUAAGGUAAAAAAUGGUGGAAGAUACAGCAAUGAAACAAAGUCAUUUGCUUUGUCUUUGUAUCACCUGAGUGGAAAAUCCUACAAAAUGGUCUCGAAGCUCUUCUGCUUACCAUCAAAGUUGAGCAUCUUGAAAUGGAUUUCCAAAAUGCCCAACGGUGCUGAACUCACACAACCUUCACUUGAUGUUAUCACCACCAAGGUUCAAGCAUGUAGCUCAACUGGAAAGUUGUGCAUAAUAUUAAUGGAUGAAAUUUCUUUGAAAUCUCACCUGUUUUAUGAUUGCAGCAAAGAUAAAGUCCUUGGUCUUGAGGAUCUUGGUGAUGAAAUCACCUCCCAUAAAUUGGCAACAUCUGCAAUUGUACUCAUGGCCCGUGGCAUUAUCGAAAACUGGAAACAGCCCCCUGCUUGCUACCUAGUCAAUGAAUCAUGUAGCAGCGAUAUAGUCAAGGAGAAGCUGACAGAUGCCAUCACCAAAUUAGAGAACAUUGGUCUAAAUGUUCUUGGAGUUGGUUCUGAUAUUGGAUCAAACUUUCAAAAGUUUGUUCGCGAGAUGGGUAUUACACCAGAAAAUCCCUGGUUUAUUCACAAUAGCAAAAAGAUAUUGUACAUCUUUGAUGCACCCCACAUCAUAAAAGCAAUCUGGAACAACCUUACCAAUUACAACUUCCAUUUUGACAACAAGGUAGCCAGUUGGAAUGAUGUUGAAGCUCUCUACAAGAUAGACAUCCAAAAUUCCAUCAGAUGCUGUCCAAAAUUGACCAACAAACACAUGCAUCCAAACGGUUUCUUGAAAAUGAAAGUGAAACUUGCCACUCAAGUCUUGAGCCACUCAGUUGCAGCUGCAUUGAUGAUGGCAAUCAGUGGUGGUCUUCUCCCCACAUCAGCUUCUGGUACAGCCGAAUUAGUGUCCCAUUUUGAUGAUAUUUUUGAUUGCUUAAACAGCUCCACGUUCAGCACCCCCAAAGAGUGUAACCGACCUAUGACAGCUUCAUCCAAGCACAUGCAAACGAUGAAGGAAAAGCUUCAGUUCAUCAAGAAAAUUAAAGUAAUUGAUGCAGCCAAAAACAAGGAUGUCACAUCAUCAUUGAAAUGUGUAAAUGCACUACAAAUAACACUUCGCUCAACCAUGGAAUUGUGGAAGACAGUUCAAGGUAAUGUCAAAUUUUUAUGUACUACACGUUUGAACCAAGACCCAUUAGAGAACUUUUUGGAUCCAUCCAACAACAAGGUGGCAACUGUGAUAAUCCUAGCCUGCUACAAUUCACCAGGGCAUUUAGAAAAUUGUUUUUUAACAAUUAUCUUCUUCAAAUGGGUACUGGUAACUGUGCUCCAGAUCUUGAUUCCAUCCUGGUGCAUAACAAAGCAGUCAAGAACAGCAAAGCUGCCAAGAUCGACAGCAACGUUGCAUCUAAAGAAGAAAAAGAAAACAGCAGUGUACAGCCAAUGCUAUUCCACGAAAUCCAAGAUGUGGACUAUAAAUCUUCCACAAUAGAAGAGAAUUUGAUUUCGAACAAUGCCACAUGUGGGUACCUAUUGAAGAGAUGUUUGGAAAAACAUAGUUGCCAAACAUGUUCCAGUGCUUUGAUCAAAAUGAACUUGAUAGUACCGACAAACUGCUAUGUUAUUUCAAGGCCUAUGAAACAAGCAGACAACCAUUUGGAAGACUUACUGUGCCUGAUGAUGCCCUCAUACAAUACAUUUUGA